UGAGCAGGGCGGGCGGCUGCGGGGGCCGGAUGAGUGAGUGCCAGGCCAGGUGAGUGCUGUGCGGGAGUGAGAGAGGAGCGAGUGUCGUCUGACGGUCCGCGCGAGCCCGGCGAAGUAUCGGCGCCGGUGCCCAGGCGGGGGCAAAUGCACGGGCGGCCCUGGACGAGUAGGAGUGCCGCACGCCGCUGCUGAGGCCCAACCCGCGAGAAGCGCGCGCGGCAGCCGCAGCGAGGCCGACCUGCGACCACGAGCAUCGGAGACAGCAGGCACAGCAGCAUGGCCGGUGCGGACGGCGGCGUGAGCAGGCGCGCGCGGGGGCCGGCGCCGCUGCGAUGGAUGGCGCUGUGCGCCCUCGCGGCCCUGCUGCCCGCGCUCGCCCUCGGCGGAGACAUCUGCGCCAACGUGCGGUACUCCUACGAGAAGGGCUUGGGAUCCGGCUCCAUGCCCAAGGACACCCUCAAAGACAUUUUUACAACUAAUAGUGAUUUAAAUAAUUUUACUAUUCUACUUUUACUAAAUUACAUACAUUACUUUUUAUAA
Gryllus bimaculatus (two-spotted cricket) is the source of this 540-nucleotide messenger RNA. The record is from the annotation of a GenBank genome assembly. NCBI's taxonomy places the organism in Eukaryota, Metazoa, Arthropoda, Insecta, Orthoptera, Gryllidae.